CGAUUCGCCUUUAUUAAAACCAGUAAACCAAACCCUUCUCUUCUCUCCACUUUAUUUUUCCCCUCUAUUCCCCCUUCCCCGAUCGCAAGCCCAAAAAAAGAACCAAAAAACAAAAAACAAGAAGAAACCAAAAAAGAAACCCUAACGCUCUCGAUCGAAUGGCUAAUAGCAAUCUCCCUCGACGGAUCAUCAAGGAGACCCAGCGCCUCCUCAGCGAACCAGCUCCGGGGAUCAGUGCGUCUCCGUCGGAGGAGAACAUGCGGUAUUUCGACGUGAUGAUCAUCGGCCCCUCGCAGUCGCCAUAUGAAGGAGGGGUUUUCAAGCUCGAACUCUUCUUGCCUGAAGAAUAUCCAAUGGCUCCUCCGAAGGUUCGGUUUCUCACCAAAAUUUACCAUCCUAACAUUGAUAAGCUUGGUAGAAUAUGUCUCGAUAUUCUGAAAGAUAAAUGGAGUCCAGCCCUCCAAAUUCGAACUGUUCUUUUGAGUAUUCAAGCACUUCUCAGCGCUCCAAACCCGGAUGACCCACUGUCUGAUAACAUUGCAAAGCAUUGGAAGGCUAACGAAGCAGAAGCUGUGGAAACUGCGAAAGAAUGGACCCACCUCUAUGCUAAUGGGCCGUGACGAAGCUUUUCGGCGAUGGCGAAUGUGAUAUAACCCAUCAAACUAUUGGGGGGUUCUAUUCGACUGCCGCGUGAUAAGAAUGAUAUGGUUAGUAUUUUGAUGUUCCAUUUGUCGAAGGAAUUUCUAACAAUCUUUUCGAAGUCAGUGCCGCUAUAUAUGCGGUGUAUAUGACUCUCUCGGGCUAUUUAUAUAAGGCAACUUUCUCUCUAAUCUGUAUCAGUGUUAGUCGAAUUUGAUUGUUCUUCGGUUUAUCAUCUUGCAAUCUAAAUCUGUUAGUUUUUUUUUUUC
Messenger RNA from Ananas comosus (pineapple), 908 nucleotides. Its product is annotated as ubiquitin-conjugating enzyme E2 36-like. The coding region runs from base 159 to 620 and encodes 153 amino acids. Gene Ontology annotation, biological process: DNA damage tolerance; protein K63-linked ubiquitination. Gene Ontology annotation, cellular component: nucleus. The record is from RefSeq and is a predicted model, not a curated record. The transcript has 8 exons. Gene Ontology annotation, molecular function: ubiquitin conjugating enzyme activity. NCBI's taxonomy places the organism in Eukaryota, Viridiplantae, Streptophyta, Magnoliopsida, Poales, Bromeliaceae.